Molecule: messenger RNA, 738 nt
Organism: Fimicolochytrium jonesii
Lineage: Eukaryota; Fungi; Chytridiomycota; Chytridiomycetes; Spizellomycetales; Powellomycetaceae
Exons: 5
Coding region: 103-510 (135 amino acids)
Molecular function (GO): zinc ion binding
Source: RefSeq, a predicted model, not a curated record
GACCCCUUGAGCAUUUCAAAAACAACCCUUCCAUCACAAGGUUCUAGAAACCAUAUAUCCAUAUUCACAAUUUCUCAGCUUUGGCACCACUCUGUCGUCAUCAUGUCAUCUUCAACCAGUGACGCUCGUCCAGGCGACGUCAACGCCCUCGGCGGAAACUUUUACGCUGUCACACCUCGAACCGAUUGCCCGCAUGUACCCGCUACUGUGACUAUUCCGGAAGGACUUGAGGGCGAGAUGCCGUGUCAAGAUUGUGGAGAGCCAUUGGAGAACUGGAUUUGCGCGCAUUGUAGUGGAGUGUUCUGUUCGAGAUAUAUCCUCAAACACAUGAAGGCUCAUUGGAAGAAGGAUCACCAUCCUGUCUGCGUCAGCUUCAGCGACCUCUCGUCGUGGUGUAAUGCCUGCAAAGACUAUGUCGACAGCCAGGCGCUGAUGCCGCUCCGCUCGGCGAUCCAUGAGAAGAAGUUUGGGGAGGCUAUGCCGAAGGCCAAGGAUGAUGCAGAGAGGUAAAUUGCCUGCAUGCGCAUUGGCGGUGAAGGGAGGAGAAAAGCUGUAGCGUAAAAACCCAUUGCUGCCGUAAGCUGGUCCGGCCUCUGUACAUAGUUCUCGAUAUGGCGUACGUCGAUUACAUAGGCAGGCAGAAUCUUACAGUGGCGAAGAAUCAGUUGUGCUUUACGUUUCUGAGAGGAGUAUCUCAUUCGGCGGAUCGUAAUAUACUAUUCAUAAGAAACCCAAAUG